This is a messenger RNA of Melozone crissalis (California towhee), 6307 nucleotides long. It is a transcript of the gene CLASP1, whose product is annotated as cytoplasmic linker associated protein 1. Gene Ontology annotation, biological process: mitotic spindle assembly. Gene Ontology annotation, molecular function: kinetochore binding; microtubule binding. The record is from RefSeq and is a predicted model, not a curated record. The coding region runs from base 393 to 5078 and encodes 1561 amino acids. Gene Ontology annotation, cellular component: microtubule organizing center; mitotic spindle; cytoplasmic microtubule. The transcript has 41 exons. NCBI's taxonomy places the organism in Eukaryota, Metazoa, Chordata, Aves, Passeriformes, Passerellidae.
GCGCGCGCGCGGCCAUGGAGCGGAGCGGGCGCCGCCGCCGCCGGCACUGAGGGAGGGAGACGCGAGAGGGAGAAGGGAGCGCGUCCGCCCGGCCCCCGCCCCCGCCCCGCAGAAUGGACUGCUGAAUUGGGAUUUAUUGCAGACUCAACUGUACAGCGCUGCUCAUUGCUUCAUCUAUUACCAGUUAUUUAAAUUGGACUUUUAAUAUCCUGCCAGCUGCUGUCCACACACACAUGGUGCAUUGUUGCCAUUCUCAGAAUUGCAUCUUUGAAACCCAGGCCCUCAGUAACCUUCACAGAAGAAAGAGGCGACCUCCUGCGUGCAUUUGUAGAGGGAGUUUUUGGCCCUGCUGCCCUCUGGCUUUCUGGCUGCUGCUGUAUUUCUGAGACACCAUGGAGCCCAGCAUGGAGUACUGCUUAGCACAGGUGCUGCAGAAGGAUGUUGGAAAAAGACUUCAGGUUGGCCAGGAAUUGAUAGAUUAUUUCUCAGAUAAACAGAAGUCAGCUGAUCUUGAACAUGAUCAGACUAUGCUGGAUAAAAUGGUUGAUGGACUGGCCACUUCUUGGGUAAAUUCCAGCAAUUAUAAGGUGGUUCUCCUGGGGAUUGACAUCAUCUCUGCACUGGUGUCCCGCUUGCAAGAUCGCUUCAAGGCCCAGAUUGGCACAGUGCUGCCAAGUUUACUUGAUAGGCUGGGAGAUUCUAAGGACUCAGUGAGGGAGCAGGAUCAGACCUUGCUGCUGAAAAUCAUGGAACAAGCUGCUAACCCUCAGUACGUGUGGGACAGGAUGCUGGGAGGAUUCAAACACAAGAAUUUUCGGACAAGAGAAGGGAUUUGCCUCUGCCUUAUUGCAACACUCAAUGCAUCUGGAGCUCAGAGUUUAACACUGAGCAAGAUAGUGCCACAUAUAUGUAACUUACUUGGAGAUCCAAACAGCCAGGUUCGAGAUGCAGCAAUAAACAGCCUUGUGGAAAUUUACAGACAUGUUGGUGAACGUGUAAGGGCUGAUCUCAGUAAAAAAGGAUUACCCCAGUCUCGGUUGAAUGUAAUUUUUACAAAAUUCGAUGAGGUCCAAAAAUCUGGAAACAUGGUCCAGACUUCAGUUGAUAAAAUUUUUGAUGAUGAAGACUCCGUGGAUGGGAACAGACCUUCCUCAGCCAGCUCCUCUACAUCUUCAAAGGCCCCUGCAAACUCUCGCAGAGUUGGGAUGGGCACUACCCGCAGGCUUGGCUCUGCACCUCUGGGCUCCAAGUCUUCAACAGCCAAAGAGGGGGCAGGUGCUGUGGAUGAAGAAGACUUCAUUAAGGCAUUUGAAGAUGUCCCAACAGUUCAGAUUUAUUCCAGCCGGGAUCUUGAGGAAUCCAUAAACAAGAUCAGAGAGAUCCUGUCAGAUGAUAAACAUGACUGGGAACAGAGAGUUUCUGCGUUGAAAAAGAUCCGCUCCUUACUUUUGGCUGGAGCUGCAGAAUAUGAUAACUUCUUCCAGCACUUAAGACUUUUGGAUGGAGCAUUUAAAUUAUCUGCUAAAGACCUGCGCUCUCAAGUUGUCAGAGAGGCUUGUAUCACCUUGGGACAUUUGUCAUCAGUUCUGGGAAACAAGUUUGACCAUGGGGCAGAAGCCAUCAUGCCAACAAUUUUUAAUCUAAUUCCAAAUAGUGCCAAAGUCAUGGCCACUUCUGGUGUUGUAGCAGUUAGAUUAAUCAUUCGACACACGCACAUCCCUCGGUUAAUACCCAUCAUAACCAGUAAUUGUACCUCCAAGUCUGUUGCAGUUAGAAGGCGCUGCUUUGAAUUUUUAGACUUGCUGUUGCAGGAGUGGCAAACACACUCCUUAGAAAGACACAUAUCAGUGUUGGCUGAAACAAUAAAGAAGGGAAUUCAUGAUGCAGACUCUGAAGCCAGGAUAGAGGCAAGAAAGUGCUACUGGGGUUUCCACAGUCACUUCAGCAGAGAGGCAGAGCAUUUGUACCACACCUUGGAGUCUUCCUACCAGAAGGCCCUGCAGUCCCACCUGAAGAACUCGGACAGCAUCGUGUCCCUCCCACAGUCGGAUCGCUCCUCCUCCAGCUCCCAGGAGAGUCUCAACCGUCCACUGUCUGCCAAAAGAAGUCCUACUGGAAGUACAACAUCAAGAGCAUCUACAGUAAGUACAAAAUCUGUGUCAACACCAGGAUCUCUGCAGCGAUCCCGCAGUGACGUCGAUGUGAAUGCAGCAGCUAGUGCCAAGUCAAAAGUGACGUCUGCUGGAGCAUCCACCCCCUUCAGUUCUGCUGCAGCCUUGCCCCCAGGGUCAUACGCAUCACUAGGCCGGAUCCGCACCCGGAGGCAGAGCUCUGGCAGCGCCACCAGCGUCACCUCCACGCCUGCCGACAGCCGGGGCCGCAGCCGCGCCAAAGUGGUGUCCCAGUCCCAGCGAUCCAGAUCAGCUAAUCCUGCUGGUGCUGGCAGCCGGUCUAGCUCUCCGGGUAAGCUCUUAGGAAGCUCCUAUGGUGGCCUGAGCAGUGGAGCAUCCCGAGUGCAGGCAGUGCCAUCCUCCUCAGAGAAGCGCAGCAAGAUCCCGCGGAGCCAGGGCUGCAGUCGGGAGACGAGUCCCAACAGAAUAGGCCUAGCACGGAGCAGUCGCAUCCCCCGACCCAGCAUGAGUCAGGGGUGCAGUCGUGAUACCAGCCGUGAGAGCAGUCGAGAUACAAGCCCUGCUCGGGGCUUCCCUCCACUUGCUUCUCGACGUCAUUCCAGGUCCACUAGUGCUCUCUCCACUGCUGAUUCUGUUGGGCAGUCAGACCGGUUUGGGCUCGGACAGCCAGGCAGGAUGCCUGCUUCUGUGAAUGCCAUGCGAGUCCUGAGCACCAGCACUGAUCUGGAGGCUGCUGUGGCUGAUGCACUGAAGAAGCCAGUGAGGAGGAGGUAUGAGCCCUAUGGGAUGUACUCGGAUGACGAUGCCAACAGCGACGCCUCCAGCGCCUGCUCGGAGCGCUCCUACGGCUCCAGGAACGGGGGCAUUCCGCACUACCUGCGCCAGACCGAGGACGUGGCUGAGGUCCUCAACCACUGUGCCAGCUCCAACUGGUCUGAAAGGAAAGAGGGGCUCAUAGGCCUUCAGAAUCUGCUGAAGAGCCAGCGGACACUGAGCCGAGUGGAGUUAAAAAGGCUGUGUGAAAUAUUUACUCGCAUGUUUGCUGACCCUCACAGCAAGAGAGUCUUCAGCAUGUUUCUGGAAACCCUGGUUGAUUUCAUCAUCAUUCAUAAAGACGACUUGCAGGAUUGGCUUUUUGUUCUCCUGACCCAGUUGCUAAAGAAAAUGGGAGCAGAUUUGUUGGGGUCUGUGCAGGCAAAGGUUCAAAAAGCUCUGGAUGUCACCAGGGAUUCUUUUCCAUUUGAUCAGCAAUUUAACAUUUUGAUGAGGUUUAUUGUAGAUCAGACCCAGACACCAAACCUGAAGGUCAAAGUUGCUAUCCUGAAGUACAUUGAGUCCUUGGCAAGACAGAUGGAUCCAACAGACUUUGUGAAUUCCAGUGAGACAAGACUUGCUGUAUCUAGAAUUAUUACUUGGACUACAGAACCAAAGAGCUCAGAUGUGAGAAAGGCAGCACAAAUAGUCCUGAUUUCUCUCUUUGAAUUGAACACUCCUGAGUUUACCAUGUUACUUGGUGCCUUGCCAAAAACAUUCCAGGAUGGUGCUACCAAGCUCCUGCACAACCACCUCAAGAACUCCAGUAACACCAGUGUGGGUUCCCCCAGCAAUACCCUUGGUCGGACUCCUUCCCGGCACUCCAGCAGCAGAACCAGCCCCUUAACUUCACCUACCAACUGCUCCCAUGGUGGACUGUCUCCAAGUCGGCUCUGGGGUUGGAGUGCAGAUGGGCUGUCGAAGCACCCCCCUCCCCUUUCUCAGCCUAACUCCAUCCCCACUGCUCCUUCCCACAAGACUUUCAGACGCUCUUACUCUCCCAGUAUGCUGGAUUAUGACACGGAGAACCUAAACUCUGAUGAAAUCUACAGCUCUCUUCGUGGAGUCACAGAAGCAAUUGAGAAAUUUAGUUUCCGUAGUCAAGAGGACCUGAAUGAGCCAAUCAAACGUGAUGGAAAGAAGGACUGUGACAUUGUGUCUCGGGAUGGUGGCCUUGCUCUCCCUAGUGGCGAUGUCCGCGGAAGCGGUGACGUUGUGGAAGGCGGCAGGAUGGCUCUGGAUAACAAAACCUCCCUGCUGAACACGCAGCCUCCCCGCGCCUUUUCGGGGCCCCGUGCUCGGGAGUACAACCCCUAUCCUUACGCUGACACCAUUAACACUUACGACAAGACUGCCCUGAAGGAAGCAGUGUUUGAUGACGACAUGGAUCAGCUCCGGGAUGUACCCAUUGACCAUUCGGAUUUGGUGGCUGAUCUUCUGAAAGAGCUCUCCAACCACAACGAGCGGGUGGAGGAGCGGAAAGGAGCUCUCCUGGAACUGCUGAAGAUCACAAGGGAGGAUAAUCUUGGAGUUUGGGAGGAGCAUUUCAAAACCAUUCUGCUCUUGCUGCUGGAAACGCUUGGAGACAAAGAUCAUUCAAUCAGAGCCCUGGCACUGCGGGUCCUAAGGGAGAUCCUGCGGAACCAGCCGGCGCGGUUCAAGAACUACGCAGAGUUGACUAUCAUGAAAACACUGGAAGCACAUAAGGAUUCCCACAAGGAGGUCGUCAGAGCUGCUGAAGAAGCUGCUUCCACCCUGGCCAGCUCCAUCCACCCCGAGCAGUGCAUCAAGGUGCUCUGCCCCAUCAUUCAGACUGCAGACUAUCCAAUUAACUUGGCUGCCAUCAAAAUGCAAACAAAAGUCAUCGAGAGGAUUUCCAAGGAGUCGUUGCAUCAGCUCCUACCUGAUAUCAUUCCUGGGUUGUUACAGGGUUAUGAUAACACGGAGAGCAGUGUCAGAAAAGCCAGUGUAUUUUGCCUAGUGGCUAUUUAUUCAGUAAUUGGAGAAGAACUGAAACCUCAUCUCGCACAACUCACAGGAAGCAAGAUGAAGCUACUAAACUUGUAUAUAAAGAGGGCACAGACCACCAACAGCAACAGCAGCUCCUCUUCAGAUGUUUCAACGCACAGUUAAUGGAGAUGUGUGGACAUGUGUGUAGACUUAGAAGCAAACAACGGUGCCUCUCAGACCUUUCUGCUACUCUUCGCUGGCGCGCUCCAUCAGCUCAAGGAGGCCAUGCAGAUAUUUAUUGCAAUCAGUAUUUUAGUCCCUUCAAAGCUUUUAUGUAGAAUCUUACUGGUAUUGAAUGUAAAGGAAGCAAGGUCUGUGUCGCAGUCUUCAUUAAAAGUGAACAUCAGAAAGCCAUACUUAAACAUAUUUGUAUAGCCUGCUGAAAUCUCAGAAAUAUGUUUAGGUUAGCAUUCUAACACUGAGUCCAAGAACCUGGGCACGUGUAAAAGUCAAACAAAUCUUGUGGGUUUAGUUCAUACCCAGUUUUGGUUCCUGUGUGUUAAUUACCUGCUCUCUCCCCUCAGCCAUUCUGGCUGGGUCCUUCUCUUCUUUCAAGUCUUGUGUUCCUGUUCUGUACUCCCUGUUGCAGCUUAGCUGACUUACAGGGCCCUCCAUGGGGAGAUCUUUGCAGGUAUGGCUGUGAUUCCAGCCUCAGAUGCUUUAAUACUGAGAGAUACCAAGUGAGUAAUGAAAGUAGGUUCUUUUUAAACAUCUGAGUUUUGUACAUAGUUCUGACAGACCCCAGAUGAGCUGAUCUCUCUCUAACUGCUAUCCAGCCAGCUGUGCUGUGCAUAACAGCUGGGCUCUUGCUCUUUUCAUUGACUUUGUAAAUACUUCUCCCCUCUCAACCCAUUUGGCUCUUUCAUAUGUUCAAAAGACUCUCCGGGUUACCUGUUACUCCCCAAAGGGAACCUGAGACCCAGUUCUGGGACUGAUUCUGCAAAUAGGAUAGUGGAGUUGGGUGGGUGGGAUUGGGUUAGGCUCUGAGUGUGUCAGUGGGUGGGCAGUGGGAGCUGGCAGAGCUGUACUGCAGUGCCAGCUGUUUUCCUUGAAAUCUGUAGCAUCAAAGGGCUGAUCUGCUGCUCUGACUGACCCACUGAUGCUGGAUGGCUUUGUCCCCACGGCUCCUUUGCACUUUGGGCAAAAUGUUCAUCCCAGAGGACAGAAAGGGUGUCUGAAUCUGAACAGAAAUACCACAUGGAAGCACCUCUGAGCCAGCUGGGACAGUGCUGGUUGCCUGCCACAGCCCCUCCUGUUCCUGAGGACCCUGCAGUGCUGCUAACUGCCCUUAGAAGCCUCCUUUGUGCCAUCUUCAUGCACAGGCUUGCUGAGUGCUCUGCAUUUCAGAAGAG